CAGAGGCGCCGCUGAUUGGGCGGAUUAAUUCGCGUGCAUCUUGAAGCGGCUUGUGCACGCGCUCUUGCCUCUCAUUCUCAGCGCGCGACAUAUGGGCACGCGAAUUUAAACCGCAACAAUAUCAAUACUGUCCAACGGUCAGAAUCCUCGCACAUAUUCACGUCCCGUCCAGAAAACUUCGUGGAAACUUCGCAGGCAUAAUUUUACGGAUUACGAAUUCUUCAUUUCAAGCACGGAAGACAGUAAUAAACAGUAAACACACUGUGUUUCAUAAAGGGAUUGCAAUGUUUCCGACCAAGGCGAUAAUCUUGGUGCUUCUUUUCUUUGGCAGCGCAGUUUCUCUGCAGGUCGAUAUUACACCUGCACAGAGUGAGAUCAGUGUUGGAGAGUCUCGGUUCUUUUUGUGUGAAGUUAUUGGUGGGGCCAAGGAAAUCGACUGGUUCGCUCCAACUGGGGAGAAAAUCGAGCCUGGCAAACAAGACGUCAGCGUGAUUCGCAACGACGAGACGUCUUCCACUCUCACCAUCUACAACGCAAAGGUUGACAACGCUGGGACGUAUAGAUGUGUGGCCAGCAAUGGUGAUCAGGACGCUGAAGCUACAGUCAAUCUGAAGAUAUACCAAAAAAUCACCUUCACAAAUGUCCCAUCACCUCAAGAGUUCAAUGAGAAGGACGAUGCCAUUAUUGUGUGUGACGUCAUUAGCUCACCCCCACCCACUGUCCUCUGGAAAUACAAAGGUGCAAAGAUCCAGUUUGAAAAAGAUGUCCGUUUCAGGAUUUUGAAUAACAACCAUCUCAGAAUCCAAGGGAUCAUGAAGACAGACGAGGGGGUGUACACUUGUGAGGGCCGCAUUAAAGCCCGUGGAGAGGUUGACUUCCGCAGCAUUAAAGUGAUCGUUAAUGUCUUGCCCACUAUAAGAAUCCGUCAAGCAGAAACGAAUGCCACCGCUGACAUGGGCCUCUCAACCCUGCUGGCCUGUGAUGGUGACGGAUUUCCUGACCCGAUGGUGACCUGGAUGCGGAACAACAUUCAACUGGAGAGUGGGGAUAAAUACAGCUUCAAUGAAGAUGGCUCAGAGAUGACAAUACUAGAUGUGACAAAGCUGGACGAGGGAGAUUACACAUGCAUUGCUAUGAACAAAGCUGGGGAGAGCAAACACGAACUUAGCCUUAAAGUCUUUGUGCAACCCAAAAUCACAUAUUUGGAAAGCCAGCCUGCCACAGAAAUGGAACGGGUCACAUUAACAUGCGAGGCCACCGGAGACCCCACGCCCACCAUUACCUGGAGCUUCGGCACCCGGGUCUUCACAGAGGGAGAGCAGGAGCACCAAAAGAGGAUUUAUCAGGCCUCUUGGACUCGGCCCGAACAGCACAAGAGUCCUGAUGGUGACGUGUUGGUUCGCAGUGACGCCCGCGUGUCUUCUCUCACCCUGAAGUACGCUCAGUACACCGACGCCGGCGAGUAUCUCUGCACUGCUCGCAACGCCAUCGGAGAGACCUCGCAGCUUGUGAAUCUGGAAGUGCGCUAUGCCCCGAAAAUCCUGGGAUCAGUAACGGUGUACACGUGGGAGGGCAACCCGGCCAAUAUCAGCUGUGAAGUGCUGGCUCACCCCAACAAUGUGUCUAUUACGUGGCUGCGAGACGGCCUCCAGCUGCCUAAUCUUAACACCUCCAAUAUCAAGAUUUACAACACGCCUUCUGCAAGCUACCUGGAGGUCAAUCCAGAGUCUCAGAGCGACUUUGGCCCCUACAACUGUACUGCCUCCAAUGAGAUCGGAACCGAAUACAGAGAGUUCAUCAUGAUCCCAGCUGAUGUGCCCUCGGCGCCGGCCAUCACUCAAGUGCAACCGUACUCCAGCACGGCUCAGGUGCUUUUCGAAGAGCCAGAGUCCACUGGAGGAGUUCCUGUGCUCAAGUACCAAGCUGAGUGGAGAGCGGUGGGCCGAGGGAAAUGGGUGCAGCGAGUCUAUGAGGUGAAAGACGCAGGACUGAGUUCAGUCAAAGUCACCGGGCUUAAACCCGAAACCGAAUACGAAGUCAAGAUGUCUGCCAUCAACGGCAAGGGCGAAGGCGACAGCAGCCCGUCAGUGGUCUUCAAAACCGAGCAUGUCCGAGAACCCAGCCCUCCUAUACUCGAAGGAACUCUACAUCCCAAAGGCAAUUCUCUCAAAGUGAAAUGGAUCAAACAAGAUGAUGGAGGGUCACCAAUCACCCAUUAUUUGGUCAGAUACAAAGCUAGGGAAGAUCCUGACUGGAAACCUGAGAUCCGUCUGCCCAGUGUGAGCGAGUACAUAAUGCUGACCGGUCUGGAAUGGGACACUGAGUAUGACGUGUUUGUGGUGGCAGAGAACCAGCAGGGCAAGUCCAAGCCCGGCACCCUGACCUUCAGAACCUCAUCGGAGCCCGCAGCUACCACAGACUCCAUGGAAGAUGGGACAGGCUUGAACACUGGAGUAAUUGUUGGUAUUCUUAUACUGGUGUGUGUGCUGCUCUUGCUGAUCGUGGACGCCACCUGCUGCUUUGUCAACAAGUGUGGCAUCCUCAUGUGCAUCUGCGGUAAACCCGGGCAAGGCACCAAGGGCAAAGACAUAGAGACGGGCAAAGCUGCCUUUGUUCAAGAUGUGUCUAAAGAACCCAUUGUAGAAGUGAGGACAGAGGAAGAGGCCACAGCUAAUCAUGACGCAGAAGGACAUCCUGAGCCCAAUGAGACCACCCCACUGACCGAACCAGAGCAAGUGACGGAAACUGCCGCCGCAGUGGUGGACUUGCCUCUUUCUGUGCCCACUAACUCAGACACAGUCACUGACACCUUUGACCUCAGCCAGAGCAGCCCAGUUAGCGAGAGCACCACUCUCACCUCCAGCAUCACAGCACCUCCUUCUGACCCUCCUAACCUUGUCCAUAUGACACCCCCCGACAGCAGCACACCCAAAACUCACACCAAACCCUCCAUCUCAUCUCCCUCGUCUUGCGACCCGGCUAAUGUUACUCUCCUGGUAGACCUGGGUGAUGCCCUAGAAACACUAGCUGAGGUUCCUCCAGUGGUCCCGUCAGAAGUGGUCCCCUCUUCCAUUCCCAGCGUUGUCCAACCCGGUGCUAUAAACUCAAAAGUCACAGAAAAUGAAGUAGAGUCGCCCGAGUCUGUUCAGAGUGCAUCUCAUGCCACUUUAAAUCCCAUCAGCCCACAGGGCAGUGUCGCUAUCCCCUUAGUGAAUCAUGAACUUGAGAUUGAUGGAGAACUCCCACUGGCUUCAGACACAGACAUCCCGCAGGAUGGGUCACAUGCUGUGGGGACAGCUGGCUCCAGUGGCCCAUCUGCUCCAGCACAGGACGAGAAAAUUCUGGAUGAUGAGAGGAGUACGACUGAAAACGCAGAGCUGAAGAAAGUUGCGCCCGGCACGGGAGCAGAACCCAACGCCCUCUCGCAAACAAACAACACUGAAAGUAAAGCAUGAAGACGAAUGGAGGAGCAAAAGCGUCGUGGUGACCAUGAGCGUGUUUGUUUAACAGUGCCCUUAAUGAAUUUCUGAACAAAACGGUGUAUAUUCUACAGACAGAAUUCAUGUAUGCAUUUCCUUUUAGUUUUUGUUGAUUUGAGUAGGCUACACUUUCAGAAAUUUCUGUUUGAGGAGUUAAACGGACAUCAAAUUCAUAUAAUUCAAAGAUGUUCUUUCUUUUGUUCCUUUGUACGUUUACAUCAAAAGGAUGAUUAUUACAACAGGGCAUCAAGUUAUUCAGGAGAAUUAUCUAUUCAGUAAUACAUGAACGUUUUAUUUGCAUAGUACAUUGUUAAAAUGUAAAUGAAUUCUCUUAUUUUUUUAUCUUGAGUGUUUGAGGGCUAGGUUUGAUUCGUUGUUAGUUUUGUAUUUUAUUACCAUUAUGUUUUAUUUACACUUAACUAUUUUGGAUGCCUCUUGGAUGAUGAUAAUGGGAUAAUGGCAGUUAUGUAAAGACAAAAAAAAUAUCUUUUAAAAGAUAUUUUAACAUGUACUGUUAUAUGACCGAAUGUCUGAUAAAGAUUUCAAAUGAUCCAUUUGAUUCUCUGCUGAAGUCUUUAUUAGAUCAGUUUUUACAGUUAUCGUGUGUUUCUAAUAUUUGGGAUUUAUACAUUAAAUCAUUCUUCCAACUUGCUCCUAAAGCAUCAACUUAAACUAAAUAUCUGAUGAUUUUUAUACCGUUUACCUCUGGAGAGAUGUUUCACACUGUCACCUGCAAGCUUGUGCACUGUGAUUGUGUUAUCGAGAUGGAUUUUUGUUGUUGUCUUUUUUGUUUAUUCAAGAAAUUUGCAUAGCUUUGCAGUAACCACUGAUUGUCCUUUUAUAACAUGACCUAUGUUAACAGUCCUGUAUGAAUUGGGACUGAUGGGACACACAUGUGACUCUGACAAGAGUUCUUAUGCCAUCACUCAUUGCAUGAUCUGCUUGCCCAUCUCUGGCCUGAAUUGUGUGACCUCACUUGAGCCAGUUCAUGGCAGUCUGGUGGAGAAAUGGUGUCUGUUCUGGGUGUUUUCAUGAUUUCUAUGCUUUCUAAGUUUUGGGGAGAAUGGAAGAUACUUUUGUUUGCCCACUGUACACAAGUUGUUCACUGCCAGUUUGCCCCAAAACUAUAAAUCGUUCCAUGUAUAGCUUAUGGGGAUUUGACCCAUGAAAUAGCAGUAUGGGUGAGCUUUACAAUGAUAAGCAAAGAACAUGUUGUAAAUUGUGUUGUUCUAACACAUUUUGAUUAAACUCAUUAAAACAUUAAAGAUUCUCUUAA
Ctenopharyngodon idella (grass carp) is the source of this 4755-nucleotide messenger RNA. It is a transcript of the gene ncam1b, whose product is annotated as neural cell adhesion molecule 1b. Gene Ontology annotation, molecular function: protein binding. Bases 285 to 3455 code for a protein of 1056 amino acids. Lineage: Eukaryota; Metazoa; Chordata; Actinopteri; Cypriniformes; Xenocyprididae. Gene Ontology annotation, biological process: cell adhesion. Gene Ontology annotation, cellular component: neuron projection; membrane. The record is from RefSeq and is a predicted model, not a curated record. The transcript has 21 exons.